AUCCAAUCACUUCCCGUCACAGUGAAAAAAAUACGGAAGUGAUCUAGGUUGCAGGAAAAGUUUCCCAUAAGAUUCAUUUUUAAGUCGUUUCUAUUCCUUGCAAGUGCGAUCAUAAAGUAUGGCGUAUCCAGGAUAUAACAAUUUUGGUGGUCCACCAAUGCCAGGGGUUCCUGCUCAGGGUAUGGCAAUGCCAGGGGUUCCUGCUCAGGGUAUGGCAAUGCCAGGAGUUCCUGCUCAGGGUAUGGCAAUGCCAGGGGUUCCUGCUGCAGGUGGUUACCCAGCACAGCCAUAUGCCGGUUACCCGGGGACAUUUUCUGCUCCUCCUACCCAGGACCCAAUGUGGGGCUAUUUCACAGCAGUAGCUGGUCAGGAUGGUGAAGUUGAUGCUGAAGAACUUCAAAGGUGCCUCACCCAGACUGGAAUCAGUGGCACCUACACUCCCUUCAGUUUGGAAACCUGCAGGAUUAUGGUUGCCAUGCUGGAUAGAGAUUACACUGGAAAGAUGGGUUUCAAUGAGUUUAAAGAACUGUUUGCGGUGCUAAAUGGCUGGAAGCAGAACUUCGUAAUGGUGGACAGGGACUGCAGUGGAACGGUGGAACCUCAUGAGAUGUCCCAGUGUAUUGCUAACAUGGGGUACCGAAUCAGCCCUCAGGCUCUGAACGCCAUCAUCAAACGCUACAGCAGGUCAGGAAAGAUCUACUUUGAUGACUAUGUGGCCUGUUUUGUGAAGCUAAGGGCACUUACAGACAAUUUCAAGAGGAGAGAUGCAAUGCAGCAAGGAAUGGUGAACUUCCAGUAUGAUGAUUUCAUCUUGUGUACUAUGUCUCUCUAAAGGAAGUUACUGACAAGUACAGUAUGCACUCCAGGAAGAGAACCGAAUCACUGAAAAUCCAGAUAAAUAUAUGUAAAACUAUUAUAUAUAUUGUAUGGUCAUUUUGAUUUUGAAAUUUGCCAGUAUAAUGUGUAAUGUGAACAUAGAAGUAAACCAUAUAUUUGACUGAAAUAGCUUUCAAUAUUUGUGCCAAAGUAGACAGUUGUUUUUAAACAAUCUUUUUCAUAUUCAUUCUUUAUAAACUCAGUGUAUUAAGUUAAAAUAUAACCACACGUUACAUGUAUUUUGCCAAUAAAACAUGGUAUAUCUUAAAA
This is a messenger RNA of Sinocyclocheilus anshuiensis, 1146 nucleotides long. Its product is annotated as grancalcin-like. The record is from RefSeq and is a predicted model, not a curated record. The coding region runs from base 119 to 832 and encodes 237 amino acids. Gene Ontology annotation, molecular function: calcium ion binding. The transcript has 8 exons. Lineage: Eukaryota; Metazoa; Chordata; Actinopteri; Cypriniformes; Cyprinidae.